AACUUUCAAAUUGUACAUGUGUAUAUUUACUAAAAUAUGAUUUCCAAUAAGCUGUUAGUUUUAUUUUAUAUUCUUGUAAUUUUGUAUCAUAAAUCAUCAGCACAAUAUGCACAAUAUGCACCCGCACCACCAGGUGUUAACCCGCAACUGUAUCAACAGCAGCAACAACAAGUACCUAUUCAAAAUUUACCACCUCAUCAAAAUAUUCCUCAGCAAGUACCAUUCCAACAGCCACUUCAUCAACAGCAGCAGAAUCAACAAAACCAACCUCAACAGCAACAACCGAGUCAUGGUUCUCAAGGACAUCAACCUCAACAAGUGUUGCAUGCUUCAAACUUGGCAGAGGAAAGCGAGCAUAUAAAAAAACAUUUAGAUCUACCUACAUUAGAUACAAGUAAAAUGUCUGAACAAGAGUUACAAUUUCAUUAUUUUAAAAUGCAUGAUGCAGAUAAUAAUAAUAAGUUAGAUGGAUGUGAACUUAUUAAGUCACUCAUUCAUUGGCAUGUUCAAGGUGGUCAUGAUCCAGCUACUGGUGGUGCACCUCCACCAGAAAAAAUAUUUACUGAUGAAGAGCUAAUGCAACUUAUUGAUCCUAUUCUAACCUUGGAUGACACAAAUUUUGAUGGCUUUAUAGAUUAUCCAGAAUUUGUUAUUGCUCAAAAUAAAGCAAGUAGUACUCAAAAACAGUCAGCAUGAAAAAUAACAAUAUAAUUACAAAAAAAAAAAUUAUUUUUUCUAAUUCUGAAUUUGUUAUCAAUACAUAAA
Sipha flava (yellow sugarcane aphid) is the source of this 765-nucleotide messenger RNA. RefSeq names its product multiple coagulation factor deficiency protein 2 homolog. The coding region runs from base 37 to 696 and encodes 219 amino acids. Lineage: Eukaryota; Metazoa; Arthropoda; Insecta; Hemiptera; Aphididae. The record is from RefSeq and is a predicted model, not a curated record. Gene Ontology annotation, molecular function: calcium ion binding. The transcript has 5 exons.